Messenger RNA from Aedes aegypti (yellow fever mosquito), 7891 nucleotides. RefSeq names its product chondroitin sulfate proteoglycan 4 (gene kon). Bases 524 to 7672 code for a protein of 2382 amino acids. The record is from RefSeq and is a predicted model, not a curated record. The transcript is spliced from 11 exons. Lineage: Eukaryota; Metazoa; Arthropoda; Insecta; Diptera; Culicidae.
CUCUCUUCCUCCACGAAGGAACAUCACAGCGCGGCGUACGCAACAUCUCCCUUAGCCUAUACUUAACUUUAAGUGGAAAACUGCGGGCGCGUCGUCGAGCCAGUCGCCGCCGAGUCGUUCAACAAACGGGGAAAAACAAACGACAUCACGUUGCGCCGGUUUUCACGGCGCGCUGGGAGUGAAUUUAUUUUCGGUCCUAUUUAUUGUGGCGGUGAACUAUCAGUGGAAUACAAUUAAAAUUGACCGUGGAGAGAUGGCGAGCGAUCUGGCGGGUUUCGAGGUUGAAGAAAAUUGACUCCAUCUGGAAGAGAGUGACACCAGCUCGUUGCCUUAUCUACUAAAGAAGGAGAAGAAUGACGAAAAUAAUCAAAUUCCAACUAAAAGAACAAAAUAAGCGUUUAGUGCUGCUGAACGGAAGAGUGCGAAAUAAGUGUAAAAGUUUUAUUGCUCUGAAUGAAAGAAGAUAAUUGCGGAGCUGAAGUGGAUUAUUAAUGCUGCACACCACCAUUGAUCACGACCAAAGAUGGAUAAAUUUAAUCGAAAACGAAUAAGAGAGAUCAUCAUAAUGCUGGGAAUAUUUUUCUCAGUCAUCGAUGCCGUUAAAGUAUCUUUUUACGGCGCUAGUCAUAUAGCAAUGCCUCUACAGGAAGCCAAAAUAUCUACAAACAUUCGGUUGCGAUUCCGAACUCGACAAGAUAGUGCCCUGAUUCUGCUGACGGCUGGACGAACCGACUACUCGCUUCUAAGCAUCGAUGGAGGACGGGUACGAUUCAGCUUCAAGAUUGAUGACUACCACACUGAUCUAUGGUCACCGGCAACGCUAAAGUUUAACGAUCUGCAGUGGCAUGAUAUUUCUAUAUCCAGAUAUGCUGCGAACUUGACCAUGCAAAUAGAUGAAUACUUUGCCACGAAGACUUUGCCGGAUAAUGUGACUGAGCUGAACGUGCACUUUGGAGUUUUUAUCGGUGGAGUCGGAGCGUAUUCUGCUACCUACUUGGGGACUACGGAAAACUUCCGAGGAUGUAUUGCUGAUAUCUUCUACAACAACAUCAAUAUCUUCAAACGGGCCAGAGAGCGGACCGGUCACGUAACGAACGAGCGGGUCUCGUGGAUCUGUGCACCGGAGUUAGACGCAGAUGUUGCUACUCCGAUUAGCUUCCUGGACGACGAGAGCUAUGUGAUACUACAGAAACCGACUUCGCGUUCCGGCGAUCGCUGGAGCAUGGAAUUCCGAACGAACGAACCCUACGGAAUGCUACUGAGCAACAUUCCAACGAGUGCGAGAUACGACUUCAUGGCACUUGAAAUUGUAGAGAGCCAGGUGCGGUUGCUUGUGGGAAAAGGCUCGAAUGCGGUGGAGUUAAUUCCCGACCGUAAUGUGUCCGACGGAAAGUGGCACAACAUUUCCGUGACGUAUAGCCCGAUGCUGGUGGAUAUAACAGUCGAUGAAGUGACAAGUAGCGCUACAUUUGCCAAUGGAAGCAGUCAAAUUAUCGAAUUGGAAGAGGAAUUCUACAUCGGAGGGUUUGACCACCGCAAGAAACGUAAAGCGUUUCUGAAGGGUGCUCGUGCUACAGAAUCAAGCUUGAAGGGGUGUAUUCGGGACAUUGUGCUAGAUGAUCACACAGUUGGAUUCCCGAAUUUCAAAGUUACUCAUGGAGUUACUGUUGAUUGUGUUUGGCGAUACCCUUGCAUAGAGAAGCAACCUUGCAUUCCUUCCGGACAAUGCCACCAUCAGGGAAUUAAUGACUUCAUCUGUAAUUGUGACCAAGCAUUCUGUAUUAAAGCAGACUAUUCGGAGAGCUACAAAAUUUUUUCACGAUCCGAUUUGCUCAUCGAGAAGGAAUUGAUGUUGAUAAGCCCAAUGGAGGUCUUAGAAGGUGGAAUUGCAUUUCUCUCUCCAAAGCAUAUUGAAGUGCUCUUUGACUACACAAAACUUGGUGUACAGGAAGCGGGUGUUAUUUUCCACAUAGUUCAACCUCCAAAACACGGCAAGAUCACCAUACACUCGUACGGCGCAGAAGGUAACUCUUCCGCCACUCAGAUGAAGUUCUUUUCCCAUAUCGACCUCACUACAGAUAAGGUGAAGUACACUCAUAACGGUGCAGAAAACUCUAACGACCACAUGACAAUUGACAUGCAUCUAGUGCCGUCAACGAGGAAUUCCCUUCCCAACUACCUCGAAGGAAAGCAUCGCUUCGUAUUGCACGUGAACGUAACGCCAGUUAACGAUCCUCCAGUACUGAAGCUUCCUCCGACUAAACUCCUUCGUGUUACUCAAGGCAUACCUAAACUGAUUGGACCAGAUUUCUUGCAAGCUGAAGAUUUAGAUAGCCCUCCAGACUCACUCAUUUACACAGUGUUGAUGAAUCCAGGCACGGAAACUCAACAGGGACGCAUAGAGUUGGGCGGAAGAGCGGUAGCAACCUUCUCUCAAUCGGAUGUUAACGCUGGACUAGUUACUUAUCUGAUUAACACAAAAGGAUCGGAUGACUACCUGGAGUUGAACAUUCAAGUGUCCGAUGGCAUGGAAACUAGUCCAGCAAGUACAGUCCGAGUUUCCGUACUUCCACUGCAACUUCGAAUGAUGAACAAUACAGGCCUGGUGCUCAUUCAUAAGUCUUCGGCGUUGAUCACGCCAUAUAAUUUGUCAUUUGUACCGAAUUCAGACGAGGAAAACGUGGAUAUGAAGUUUGAUAUCGUCCAAGCACCCGCUUACGGUAGUAUUCAAAAACUACGAUCGGUUGACUCUUCAUGGAUAUCGGUUGACUCUUUUAGCAGCAAUCAGCUUCUUCUAGGACAGAUUCGGUACUUGCACUCGUCGGAUCUUCCUCUGCAUGACGAAUUUAAGUUCACGGUAACCCUUGGACCAAUUACUACCCCUACGUAUGACUUCCGGAUAUCAUUCACUAAGCUUCGAAUUGGAACUAUUCGUCAGAACAAUAUGUACAUCAACACUAAGGAUAACGUCAUUCGCCCGGACUAUCUGUACCACCAAACGACACCCAUUUCCACAUUUGCCCGGAACAUCAUCUACACCGUUGUUAAACCUCCAAAGUUCGGUAUCAUCUACGUCGAUGGUCAUCCCGAAUAUGCCAAACCGGGUGACUCCUUCACACAGCAAGAAAUCGAAAAGAAUCUCAUCAAAUACCGUACCUACCAUUCGUCGUACGGAAACUUCAUCGACACGUUCGAGUUCAUAGUUUCCGUUCCGGAGUGUGAAGAUGUUCAGGGCAAGAUGGACUUUAUUUACAAUCCACCGGACUACUUGGCGAAACAGAUCAUCUACCAGAAACGGGAGAAAGUUUACGUUCACGAAGGGAAUAAAACCGCUUUAUCGCGGACAAAUUUUGAAGUACUGUUCAACAAGUUUAAUUCGUUGACUUUUAAUUUGACGCACUUCCCUAAGCAUGGUAGUCUCUGCAAGGUGAAUCCUCGGACGUUUGAAGCAAAGGAAAUUUCUUCGUUUACACUGCAGUACUUGUACUUGGGUGACAUACACUACUGCCAUGAUGAUUCGGAAUCUACGGAGGACAGUUUUAGGCUGCUGAUACUAUCGGAUAACGAAACAGAUUUUCAGUUUGUGUGUGAGAUCCAGGUGGAGAUUACACUGCUGAACGAUAAUGGACCAUAUCGUGUGUUUGACAAGGUGUUCCACAUAGUUAGAGACCAAACUAAACUGUUAACUUCAGGGGAUUUGAAGUAUGCUGAUCCGGAUAUCGAGACCAGGAAUUUGGAUUUGGAGUAUCGAUCGGUGUCCUGCUCAAAUGGAGAUUUGCUGAAGAAUGGGAAGUACGUGGAUUUUUUCACACAAGAAGAUCUGGACAGCCGGAGAUUGUUGAUCCAGCAUAACGGCACUGAUCAAGGUCGGUUGUCGUUCAUAGUGACGGAUGGGCUGUAUGAAGUUCCAGGAUCGUUAGAAAUAGAAGCUUCCGACCCGUUUCUUAAGAUUCGAGAGAGUAACGCUUCUAUUGUUCAGGAAGGUCGAGCGGUUUUGUUGACGUUGAGUGAUCUGAAUGUGGAUACCAACUUGAAUGCUAAGCCGGAAGAGAUCGAAUACAGAGUGUUGAAUGAACCCAGCAAUGGGCUAUUAAAGUUAUUCAGCUCCAAGUUCAAUGCGACGCAGUUACACAAGUUGAGUAAUGCUACAACUUCGAUGAAUUUCACCCAAGCGGAUUUAAUUGGCGAGCGACUUGUGUAUUGGAAUAGAGAUGUGGCUUCCAUGGAUAAGAUCAAGUACCGAGUUAGUACAAAGGGUGUUUGGGCAGAAGGUGAGAUCAUGGUUCGCAUUUACCCUCCUGCUUACUGGGAGCCACUAAGGAUUCGACGCAAUCAGACGUUGUUCGUAGAGGAGUCGACAAGUGUGAUUAUUUCCAGGGACAUUUUGGAAAUCGUCCAUCCCAACAUCUCUCCAGGUGACAUUACGUACCUGGUCACGACGCAACCUCAGCAUGGUUACCUGGAAAUUCAGUCGAUAACCUCAGAUGACGAGUACAACUCGAAAGUGUUUGAUCAAUCCACGAUCAACUCAGAGAAAAUGUUCUACAUCCAAGCAGGAGUGAAUCAGUCGUCCGACUUUUUCACCUUCGAUGUCACGAAUGGUAUCACUUGGUUGCGGGACCUAAUCAUGCGAAUAGUAAUUAUUCCAGAACAUCUGUAUAUGCGCACGAAUGUGGUUGUCGUUGAAGAAGGGAAAAGCGUAAAGAUACAUCCCACCGACAUGGUGCCUUACUCCGAAUAUUACACGGGAAAAAUAUUGGAAUACAAAAUCCUGGAACAUCCUUUGCAUGGUAGCAUUAAGUCUGGGAAAUCUUCCAAAGUCAAUAGAUUCACACAGAAACAGUUGGAGGCCGAAGUGAUCACCUAUGUGCACAACGGUAGUGAAAAUUCCACAGAUACUAUCCGACUGGUGGCCUUAGGAAGAAACAAAGAAAGCGUGCCAUUCAAUCUUCAAAUUCAGAUUCUGCCGAUUAACGACGAGAUACCACAGGUGGUAACCAAUACCGGAAUGCAUAUGUGGAUAGGAGGGAAGAGCAUGAUCCAGAGCACGGAUUUACUGGUUCAAGACUAUGACACCCCUCCAGAGAACCUAACGUUCUACAUCCAGCAAAUGACUGGUGGUUACGUGGCUUUUAAGGACUCAUAUAGCAAGAAACUGCAUACCUUCACGCAGCAGGACAUCAACCACAAUUUGGUGUAUUUCAUCCACGACAGUAGUAACCAGAAUGGAAAGAUUGUAUUCUUCGUUAGCGAUGGUCUGCACAAUACAACAGACCAAGUGUUGCACAUAGUUACGAAUCCUGUUGCUCUGGAGCUUAUCAAAAACGAAAUCCUGCACGUUUUUCCUUUAACGAGGAAGCAAAUACUUCCCGAGCAAUUGUAUUACAAAUGUUCCGAUGAUGAUCGGGAUGUUAAAUAUAUCGUAACUAUACCACCGCAAAUGGGGAAACUUAUAUAUGAACAUGCAGAGUACGGUUACAUGAACGAAAUCACAGAAUUCACGCAACACGAUGUGGAGAACGGACGAAUCUUUUACGAACAUACACACCACAUGGUGGAGUUGAAAACCAACGAUUCGUUCUACUUCGAUGUCACCGCUCCGCUUUCGAAUAGCCUAGUAGAUCAAAUCUUCAAUAUCGAUGUGUCUGUUUCGUCUGGGGGAUUGUUGAGAUUUCUUCCAGUGCCUCGGAUAAAUUUAGAUGAAGGCGACUCCGGACCUAUCAAGCUGGACCUCUCCAAAGUAUUGGAGUACCUGGAAACCCGAGCUGGAAUCCAAAACCCAGAGUUGUUCAUCGAUGUUCAUCCUCCGGCUCAUGGAACCGUCGAGCUCGACGACUCUCUUACCCAGGUUAAUCGUUUCUCGUUGAACGAUUUCUACGAAAACAAGGUUUACUACAAACAUGAUCACUCAGACACUGUGGAGGACAAAAUCGCCUUGGCUGUUUACUUAGUGCCAGGAAAUUUGUUUUUGUGUAACAUAACUAUUCCAGUCACAAUCAAUCCCGUCAAUGAUCAGCCAUUCCAGCUAUCGACGGCUUCACCGCACAUUUCUGUGAUCGAGGGUGAAAACCAAACCAUAACUGCAUCGCAGCUACUUACGGAAGACGCAGACACGGAUCCUAAAGAUAUUGUUUAUGACGUGAUCAGUGGACCCAAUUUGGGAGUUCUUUUGAAAAUAUCCGAUGAAGGUUACCCUCAGGACAUAAUCACAUAUGGGAAUCAGUUUACUCAGGCGGAUAUCAAUGAAAAUAGGAUAAUUUACACGCAUUCGGGUAAUCCUCAAUCAACGACGUUCUACUUUAAAGUGUCUGAUGGAAAGUUCAAACCAGCUUACGAAAUCUUCAACAUUAAAGUUCUGCCGAUAACGAUCUUACCUGGGUACAAUAACCAACCGAUUAUGGUCCAACAAGGGACGAACUUAGGGGUAUUGGAAACGAAACAUGUCUCUGUUGAGACUAACGUCCAAAAAAAUAGAAUUGUCUACAAUGUAACUAAAAACCCAAUGGGAGGGAUCAUCAUCUCGAACAACAAACCAGUACUGAAGUUCACCCAGCGUCAGUUAGACGAUGGAAAGAUCAACUACAUGCAGACAGACAUGACACGAUCAAAUGACAGCUUCCAGCUAGAUGCUUUCAUUCCAGAUACCACAUCGGCUUGUCUGAUUGAUGUCACCAUGAUCGUUCAACCGUUCAUCAUCAUCAACCCAAUCACGAUCACUCCAGGUGAACGAAUUCGGCUUAGUUCAACUUUCAUUUUUGAUAACCCAGCUCAAUUGAAGCUGAACAGGUAUAACCCUAAGAUCACGAUCACUCGCAGACCUAAGUAUGGUCGCCUGAGAAAAAUCGUCCGAAGUUCUGGACUUGAUUACAUUGAGCAGCCAAGCGACAAAGACAUUAUCACGUUUACGUAUAAGGAGCUCAAAAGUGGAGUAAUCUACUAUGUAGCAAGGAAGUUCAACCAAGACUUCCAAUCGAUAAACGAUAACUUCGAGUACAUGCUAUCUACUAAGACCGCUCAGCCCGGUCAGGGUACCGUCCCCAUAGAAAUCUAUUCUCCGUCCCGCGGAUCCCACGGCAGUAAUGAUGUCGACAUUGUCACAGCUGAUAGCAGCCUUCCGUUGGAAUAUCUCAUUGCUGCUUGUGCAGCAGCUGCAAUAAUCGUCAUCCUCCUCAUGACCAUCAUCCUUCUUAAAUGUCGAGCCAACAAUUCCCACAAAGAUCACCCAGAUAAAGAUCACCCUCCAUCCCUUCCUCGACCUCCGGACUUCAUGACCCUCAACAACCGGAUGUACACGCCUUCCGAAAAUGAAUCCCUUCCGGUAACCUCAGCUUCCACCCCGCUUCCCAUCAUCAGUAGCAUUCCCCACUGCAAGGUCAUCCCCAUCGGUUUGGACAACUCCCUCCAGCUCGAUUCCGAACCUGAAGAGGAUAUGAUGGACAUGCACGGUGAUCUGAUGCAGAACCCCAAUAAUCUUAACUAUCCCUACGGAGACGAAGGCGACGAGUGGAGCUCAUCCUGCGAGGUAGGUCCUGACGUGAACUACUCAACAAUCGCCCAAUCGCACCAUCAACAGCAAGCGCAACAACAGCAACAGCUGCUUCCGUCACAGGCAACGCUACAGCACCAAUCGCAAGCGAAUCCGUUGUUGCGAAGAAAUCAGUAUUGGGUUUGAGACGGCGGGAAUUCACUCCACUUCUAGGUACUUAAUAAACUACAAACUUUAGUACAGUGUCGUGUGAUGUAGUACUUUCACGGUGCUCUCCAGACCUAAAUUAUCACAAAACAUCUCCUUAAAUUCUAUACACAAUAAUUGACUUGUACACCAAAAUUGUAAUGUGUCUUAGCCAUCAAAACAGUGUACCUUAAGCGCGCAAAACAUGCUAUACUUUUA